Trichosurus vulpecula (common brushtail) is the source of this 8828-nucleotide messenger RNA. It is a transcript of the gene MXRA5, whose product is annotated as matrix remodeling associated 5. Lineage: Eukaryota; Metazoa; Chordata; Mammalia; Diprotodontia; Phalangeridae. The transcript is spliced from 7 exons. Gene Ontology annotation, molecular function: protein binding. The record is from RefSeq and is a predicted model, not a curated record. Gene Ontology annotation, cellular component: extracellular region. The coding region runs from base 38 to 8707 and encodes 2889 amino acids.
AGGACGUCGCUUUUCCAAACUACAGGUACCAAAAAUAAUGAAGUUUGACAAGAUGCAGAAGGCAACUUUGGAGGCACUAUCCGUGGUGCUGAUCUUGUUUUGGGGACAUCCUCAGGAUACACUUGCAUGCCCUCACCCAUGUGCCUGCUAUGUUCCUACAGAAGUUCACUGCACAUUUCGAUCUUUAGCUUCAGUGCCAGCAAGGAUUUCUAAGCAUGUGGAAAGAAUCAAUUUGGGGUUUAAUAGCAUACAGUCCAUAUCAGAAAACUCAUUUGCAGGCCUUACCAAACUGGAGCUGCUCAUGAUUCAUGGCAAUGACAUCCCAAGCAUACCUAAUGGAGCUUUAAAAGAUCUAAUCUCUCUUCAGGUCUUCAAGUUCAGCUAUAAUAAGUUGAGAGUCAUAACAGCACAAACCCUCCAGGGUCUUUCAAGUUUAAUGAGACUACACAUUGACCACAAUAAGAUUGAAUUCAUCCAUCCACAAGCCUUUAAUGGUUUAACUUCCUUGAGGUUACUCCAUUUAGAAGGCAACUUGCUUCAUCAGCUUCAUCCUAGCACAUUUUCCACAUUUGCCUUUCUGGAUUAUUUUAGACUAUCUACAAUAAGGCACCUUUACUUAUCUGAAAAUGUCAUCAGAACUCUGCCAGUUGGAAUGCUCUCAAACAUGCCGCUUCUGGAAAAUCUUUAUCUCCAUGGAAAUCCAUGGUCUUGUGACUGUGGGUUAAAAUGGCUCCUUGAAUGGGAUGCAAGAUCUAAAGGGAUUUUGAAAUGUAAAAAGGACAAAGCAUAUGAAGGCGGCCAGCUGUGUUCCACAUGUUCCAGCCCCAAGCAGCUGAACAAGCAGGAGAUUCACAAUUUGAAAGACAUUCUUUGUACUAAGCCCAUCAUACAGUCUCCUCUCAAACAGAACUUCAGUAGCAGCAACGAUGAGGAGGAGGGUGAAGAGGAGGAGGAGGAGGAAAGCUCAUUCUCUCUGGAAGAGGUUCAAUUCUCUCCCUGGAACAUCACUUUAAAUAUGACUGAUGAGCAUGGAAAUACUGUGAACUUGGCUUGUGAAAUCAAGAAGCCCACAGAUGUUUCAAAAAUUCAACUAAACCAAAGUGAUCCCCAGGAAAUUGAUAUUAAUGCUACCAUUGCCUUGGAAUUACAAUGCCCAAUGAAUCGAGAAAAUUAUGAGAAACUGUGGAAAUUGAUAGCUUAUUAUAGUGAGGUUCCAGUAACCUUACAACGGGAGAUCAUGCUCAGCAAAGACCCCAAAGUCAGUUACCAGUACAGGCAAGAUACAAAUGAUGAUGCCCUCUACUACACAGGGGUGAAAGCCCAGAUUCUUGCUGAACCAUCAUGGGUGAUGCAACCAUCUAUAGAUAUUCAACUAAAUCGGCUCCAGAGUACUGCCAAAAAAGUACUACUAUCAUUGUAUACCCAGUUUUCACAAAUAAUCCCAAUCAAAGACCUGAGGCAGCAGAAGACCAAAACCUGGGUAAUGAUUGAACAGGGCGAAAAAGUGAAAACAGCUCAAACUGUGGUUGAAGGGUCUGUCUGUCAGUUGAGCUGCAAUGUGAAAGCCUCAGAAAGCCCAGUUCUUCUAUGGAUGCUUCCCGAUGGCUCCAUGUUGAAGGCUCCAUUUAAUGAUCAAGACAGCAGGUUUUCUGUCCUUAGCAGUGGUCAGCUCAUCAUAAAAUCUGUGGGUCGUUCUGACUCUGGUUUGUACCAAUGCGUUGCUCAAGUGAGGGAUGAAAUGGACAGAAUGAUAUACAGAGUUUCUGUGCAACCUUCUGUCAUCCAGCCCACCAAAAGACACAUAACAACCAUUGAAAAAAAUCCUGAGGAAUCAGUCACAUUGCCCUGUAAUGCUCUAGCAAUACCAGAUGCUGAACUUAGCUGGCUCCUGCCAAAUAAACAGAUAUUGAAUGGAUUAUCUAACUCAACACAUGCCUAUAUGUUAGAAAAUGGAACUUUAUUCAUCCCUAGUGGCCAAAGCAGUGACAGUGGCUACUAUAAAUGUAUAGCUAUCAAUCAACAAGGAGUGGACCAUUUUAUUGUUAAGGUGACAGUGAAUAAGAAAGGAGGAAACAAAUCAUCAAAAAGAGGCCAACUAAGAAAGCGCCUAGGUUCUAAGACUGCUUCCAAAAUAAGAGACAAUAUAAUAGAGGAUGAAGGGGGUUCAGGUAUGGAAGAGACAGAUUAUGCUGCCAGGAGAAUGCUUACUCCAAAAGACCAAGAAGUAUCUAGUAAGCCAAGGAGUGAUGCUGUCUCUAGGACACAGAAUAAAAAAAAUAAAAAAGGCAGGAGGAAAAUGAAACAUUGGAAAGAUUUAGAAAGAGCCCCAGAGAGUAAUGUUGCAGAAGGCCGGAGAGUGUUUGAAUCCCGAAGGAGAAUAAACAUGGCAAACAAACAGAUUAAUCCGCAGCACUGGGCAGACAUUUUGGCCAAGGUACGUGGAAAAAAUCUUCCCAAGAGUACAGCAGUGCCUCAUACUGAUUCUAUCAUUAAAACCACAGUGGCUUCAUCUGUGAGACAGAAAGCCACUGUUCCACCUCCUAUUAGCAGCCCCCCCUUGAAACAUGCUGUGCAGAUAACACCUAAUACUGAAGAGUCCUCAGCAUCUGAAUUUCUCUUCAAUGAAGAUGAACUAGUUUCAGUCACAAUUUCUUCAGCAAGUACUGAGCGGAGUGAUUCCAGGACACUUCCUGCUGAACCAGAAAUAACACAGACUCAUGUGGAAGAAGCAAUAACCUAUGGGGCUCUGGGAACUCCUAAACCUCCAUAUGUUGCAGAAACUCCCUCUACAUGGAUUGAACCGACAACAACCUUUUUACCUUCUAAGUCAAUUUCUUUUGUACCACAUCUGAAUACUUUUUCUGAGGACCCAACCAAUGAGGAAAUAACAGAAAGUUGGUCUACAAUAGAUAAUACUGAUUUCACAGCAGGUUCUGUAUCAAAUCAGGAUGAGCUGCCAUUGGAUACCAUUAUCUUGGCAGAGUCUGAGACCGUGACAUACCUUUACCCAGGCUUGAAAACAGAUUCGCAGGUCAACAAAGGCCAUGGCAAAGAUCCUCCAUCCAUUCAGUUCAUUCCACUUCACCCAGCUGGUGUCAAUGAUGUUGAUGUCCCAAAGAAUGACUCAAAGGAUUUAGAUCCUCCAGCCUUGCAAUUUGAAGAUCUACUUUCUGGGGACCACAAUAUCCCAACACAUCAACAUCCACAGGUAAAAACCAAGAAAGCUCAAAAAAUUGACAAUAGGGCAGACAUUCAUGACAACUCCUCAGUUCACCAGCAUACUAAUAAAAAAUAUGAGACCACUCAAGAAGCAGAAAAAUUGGGAAAAGUGCCUAUGAGCAACAGAAUUUCUGAGAGGCCUAGACAAGAUGCUGUAUCCACAACAGCAUUAUCUGAACUCUCAUAUAACGUGGUGAGUACUGUUAUUCCCCUUACGGAGCCUGAGCAGAUGACAUCUGUUACUACUAAUGAAAAGCUUACAACAACAGCAGCCAUUACAACUGCCUAUACAAAGAACAUUCCCACUAGUUCAUUGAUAACACAACAUCAUCCCCGGAGAAGGCCUAAUGGGAGAAAGAGAUUAAGACCCCACAAACUUCAUCGGAAAAAGCCAGCUCUGCCAACUACUUUCUCUCCAGCAGAGACAUCGUUUAGUCCAAGAAUUUUUGUAACUGAACCAAAUAUUGCAGACAAAGCAGAUAUUUCACUUGUUUCUGCUCCUUGGGUUGAAAACCAAACUACUCUUCCAAAACAGUUAGAAAGGAAAAAAUAUGUAGAGACAGCUACAAAGGGAGUAUCACGUAGAAAAUUUUCCAAGAGACCAAAAUUAAAUCAGGCCAUAACUACCACAGUAGCUUCUUUUGAUACUGAAACAGAAACAACCAAUUAUCCUACAAAUAAACUCACUAUACCUGUGACAGCCACUUUGCAAACCACAGGCCUUCUUGCUACUGCUCCUUUGACAACUGAGGCCUCACAUGAGAAAAGACCAAAAGGGUAUGUGACUACAACUCCUUUUACCACAGAAAUACAUUUAUCCCACCAUCCAGUACAAGAAACAACUUCAUACAUAUAUAAGAAUUUGUCUGAUGUGGAUUCAGACCAUGAAGAAAUUGAAAGUGAUUAUGGAGUCACAGAUCUCAAUGACUAUGAAACCAGAACUGUGGCCCCCAGUGAAUCACUCCCUGGUGUGGUGUCUCCGUCUGAUUCAGUUCACUCAGAGGUUACAAAAUUUCAAAAAGCAUCCCUUGGUUUGGAGUCUUCAAGUACAUCAAGCUGGGUACCUAAAACAAUGGUUCAAACCACACUUUCCCCAGUAAUACAUCCAGGGGUUCCUGUAACUAGCUCUCAGGAAACUAGUAAAGAUUCAUCAGUUUUCAAAGAAUCGCAAAGGUCAGAUUUUCCUUCCAAAUUUGUAUCACCAACUGAAGUCCCUGUCCCAUCUCAACAAGAAGAAAAAUAUACCUCCUCUGUUCCCUCAAGCAAGAAAAAAGUAUAUCCUUCAGGUGAAAUAGAAAUCACUGCCAAAGAAAGUCCUGUUGGACAAGAUCCUAAGAAGACCGCAUCAGCUGUUACCCAUUCCAUAAGAUUAGACAAAUAUGUUGUCACACCUAAACCAUCUAAGGAGGUGAUAUCCAUUAUUCCACCAUCUCCGUCUCCAGCGGAACAGAUGCCAUCUCCAAUUGCCUUAGUACCUUUUACAGAAUCUACAACAAUACCAUCAUUACAUUUUUCAAGAACUUCUAGUACACCCACCCAAAUACCGAUGGAGUCCAAAGAAAACAUCAUAUUUAAUCACGUAGGGGCCCCAGAAAGCAAAAUCUCUGAAAUAGAAGAUCAGAAAGCAAAGUUAAUUUUCAGUCCUAAUGAAUUUCCCACACCCAAUUUUAACCAAAAUAGAAUUAAUUUGCCUUCCAAACAGGAGCAGUUCAAGGAAAUACAGGGCAGUAGUUCCAACAAUCGCUUACUCCAGGGUUCGGAUCCUCCCUAUCAUCCGGGGAGGAUGCCUGUCUUCCACCAGCGACCUGCCAUAGUGCCUGAAAAGCAUGAGCUGCCAAGAGUGACUGUAAGGCCAUCACAUGUACCAACACAAGGCUCAUCUAAACAUUUUCUAACUUUCCAGCCAUCUCUUUCUUUUACUAACAAACCAGAGAUAACAUCAUACCCUAUGCAGAAUAGUCCAGAAAAAAAACUCCCUGAAAUGACAACAGUAACUAUGACCACAACGACCAUCCCAUUGCCAAGGCCCAAUCCAAUCAUUCCUAACAGAUCUGGUCACCCAGGGACCAACCAGUUUAAUACCAACCCCAAAGUGUUUGGAAAUAAUUACAUUCCUGAACAAAAAGUCUCAGCUACAAAGAUGCCAAGUCCUAGAAUUCCCUACACAGCAAAUGGAAGAUUUCCUUUUCUGUUUAAUAGGACUCCUACAUUCACACAAGUAGGAGUCACUCCUAAACCACCAGCAACAGCUCUGCCUGUCUCCGUGAGUACAAGAGAGAAACAAAUAACACCAGGGUCAUACAGCCAGAUUACAACACAGAGUACCAUCCACAAUGUCAUAGGUAUUGCUGGAGCACCUUCAAUAUUCCAUGGUCCUAGUACUAGGUCACCACCUUUGAUUAAUUUAAGAAAUACUCCUCCAGUGUUUCCUACUAGGAGGACCAUUCCUCAUACAGCAUCUACCAUUCAUUCCUACAGAAAUGUCCAUCAUAGUAAUUCUAAAAUCACAUUCAGUGGAGGACCUCCUGCUCCUAGUUUCUGGGCACUUGGAGGGAAGCCCCACAUUAUUACCAAGUCCCCUCACACCUUAUCCAUCAUUGCUGAAACAGAUGUUGUCCUUCCGUGUGAUGCAACUGGAGAGCCAAAGCCUUUUGUUACUUGGACAAAGGUUUCUACAGGAGCUCUUAUGACACCCAACACAAGGACACAACGGUUUGAAGUACUGAAAAAUGGUACAUUCAUUAUUAGGAAUGUCCAGCUCCAAGAUCGUGGUCAGUACAUGUGCACUGCAAAGAACCUUCAUGGUGUAGACAAAAUGAUUGUCACGUUAUCGGUGACAGCUCAGCAGCCCCAAAUAAUAGCUUCCCACUAUCAAGAUGUCACAGUUUACCUGGGAGACACAAUUGCAAUGGAAUGCCUGGCCAAAGGAACACCACCUCCACAAAUUUCUUGGAUUUUUCCAGAUAGAAAAGUAUGGAGGAGUGUUUCAACUGCUGAGGCCAGAAUUAUGCUUCACGAGAACCGUACCCUAACCAUUAAAGAUGCUACCUUUUCAGACAGAGGAGUUUACAAGUGCAUAGCAAGUAAUGCUGCUGGGGCAGAUAGCCUGGCUAUCCGCCUACAUGUUGUAGCUCUACCUCCCAUCAUUCACCAAGAGAGGCAGGAAAACAUCUCACUGCCUCCUGGGCUCAGUAUACAUAUCCACUGCACUGCCAAAGCAGCUCCUCUCCCUAGUAUUCGCUGGGUAAUUUUUGAUGGCACUCAAAUCCGUCCUUCCCAAUUCAUCAAUGGGAAUUUGUUUGUCUUCCCAAAUGGGACACUUUACAUCCGCAACAUCUCUCCCAAAGACAGUGGAAACUAUGAAUGUGUGGCAGCUAAUAUGGUUGGGUCAGCCAGGAGAACAGUUCAUCUCAAUGUGCAGAAGACUUCUGCCAAUGCCAAGAUCACCGGGAGCUCCCCUCACAAGACAGAUAUCACUUAUGGCGGCACCCUGCGCCUGAACUGCACUGCUUCAGGGGAUCCAUGGCCAAGGAUCCUCUGGCGACUGCCAUCUAAGAGGAUGAUUGAUUCACUUUUCAGCUUUGAUACCAGAAUCAAGGUGUUUGGAAAUGGCACUCUGCUAGUGCAUUCGGUCACAGAUAAAGAUGCAGGGGACUAUCUGUGUGUUGCUCGGAAUAAAAUCGGUGAUGAUUAUGUUGUUCUGAAGGUGAAUGUGAUGAUGAAACCUGCUAAGAUAGAACACAAAAAGGAGAAUGACCACAAAGUCAUCUAUGGUGGGGACCUCAAGGUUGACUGUGUUGCUACGGGCCUUCCCAACCCUGAGAUUUCCUGGAGCCUUCCUGAUGGUAGUAUGGUCAAUACUUUUAUGCAGUCAGAUGACAGUGGUGGAAGGACAAAGAGAUAUGUUGUUUUUAAUAAUGGAACGCUCUACUUCAAUGAAGUGGGAAUGAGAGAGGAAGGAGACUAUACCUGCUUUGCUGAAAACCAGAUUGGGAAAGAUGAAAUGAAAGUUCAUGUCAAAGUGGUUGCUGAGCCCGCAGCAAUCCACAACAAAACCUAUUCCAUUAUCCACGUUCCUUAUGGAGAUGUUGUUACAGUGGCCUGUGAAGCUAAAGGAGAACCUACUCCAAAGGUGACAUGGCUUUCUCCAACCAACAGAUUAAUUCCAAUCUCUUCUGAUAAAUACCAAGUGUUUAGGGAUGGCACCCUUCUUAUUCAAAAAGCACAGCGAUCUGAUAGUGGGAACUAUACCUGUGUGGUGAGGAACAGUGCUGGGGAGGACAGGAAAAUUGUCUGGAUCCACGUUAAUGUCCAGUCCCCCACAAUCAAUGGCCACCCCAAUGCCAUAACAACUGUUAGAGAAAUAGCUGCAAGAGAGAGCCGAAAGCUCAUUGACUGCAAAGCAGAAGGCAUCCCGGCACCACGGGUCUUGUGGGCUUUUCCAGAGGGUGUGAUCCUUCCAGCUCCCUACUAUGGAAACCGCAUCACUGUCCAUCGCAAUGGCACACUGGAUAUUAGGAGCCUGAGAAAGACAGACUCAGUGCAGCUGGUGUGUAUUGGACGCAACGAGGGGGGAGAAGCCAAGCUGAUUGUACAGCUCACUGUAAUGGAUCCCUUGGAGAAACCUGUUUUCCGGAACCCAGUCAGUGAAAAGAUUACAGCCAUGGCAGGCCAUACCAUCAACCUCAACUGCUCAGCUGAGGGGAGCCCUGAACCAAACAUUGUUUGGAUUCUUCCAAAUGGGACAGAACUACAGAGUGGGAAACACUUACAGAGAUUUUACCACAAAAAGGAUGGCAUGUUGCACAUCAGCAGUCUUUCUGCUGCUGAUGCUGGAGCUUAUCGUUGUGUGGCUAGGAACAAAGCUGGUUACACUGAGAGACUGGUGUCUUUGAAAGUUGGGCUGAAGCCAGAAAUUAGUAAUCAAUACCCAAAACUGGUGAGCAUCAUCAAUGGUGAGACCUUGCAACUUCACUGCAUCACUCAAGGAAGCCAGAAAGCUCAAGUGUCUUGGACACUGCCCAGUGGCAUGGUUUUAGAAGGCCCCCAAGUAGUCGGACGCGUCUCCCUUUUAGAGAAUGGCUCACUGACUGUACAUGAGGCUUCUGUGUUUGACAGAGGAACCUAUCUGUGCAAAGUCGAGACAGAAUAUGGCUCAUCUGUUAUGAGUGUUCCUGUCAUUGUAAUAGCAUACCCUCCCCGAAUCACUAGUGAGCCAACACCUGUCAUUUACACUCGGCCAGGGAACACGGUGAAAAUGAACUGCAUGGCUAUUGGGAUUCCCAAAGCUGAAAUAAUGUGGGAGCUACCAGACAAAUCACAUCUGACAGCAGGAGCUCAGUCCCGCCUCUAUGGGAAUAAAUUACUUCACCCUCAGGGCUCUUUAAUUAUCCAUCACUCCACACAAAGAGAUGCAGGCUUUUACAAGUGCACUGCGAAAAACAUAUUAGGCAGUGACUCUAAAACAACUUACAUUCAUGUGUUCUAACAUACCUUUCUACAUUGAUGGACUCCCAAGAAACUGCAAAAACAAGCACAGAAAGUAAAGUGUCAUUUAGAAAAGAAGCUAGGGCUGAAAAAGGGAAUAUUGUUAAUAAAACAUUGUCAUG